AGGUGGGUCGGAUCCCCGUUGGGCUCGGCAAGCGGAGGCUCCGAAUUGUCGUCACCGGCGGUGCUGGGUUCGUUGGGUCUCAUCUUGUUGACAAGCUCCUUGACAGAGGCAACGACGUGAUUGUGAUUGAUAAUUUCUUUACCGGGAGGAAGGAUAAUCUGGUGCACCAUUUUGGGAACCCGAGGUUCGAGCUCAUUAGGCACGACGUCGUUGAGCCGAUUCUGCUGGAGGUGGAUCAGAUCUACCACUUGGCCUGCCCUGCCUCCCCUGUUCAUUAUAAGUACAACCCAGUCAAAACCAUUAAGACCAAUGUGAUGGGUACUCUUAAUAUGCUGGGACUUGCCAAGCGAAUUGGGGCAAGGUUUUUGCUCACCAGUACGAGUGAGGUGUAUGGGGACCCCCUGGAGCAUCCUCAGAAGGAGACUUACUGGGGAAAUGUAAAUCCUAUAGGUGAGAGGAGUUGUUAUGAUGAAGGAAAGAGGACAGCAGAGACAUUGGCAAUGGAUUAUCAUCGAGGUGCAGAUGUCGAGGUCCGUAUUGCUCGAAUUUUCAACACUUAUGGUCCACGUAUGUGUUUGGAUGAUGGGCGUGUUGUCAGCAAUUUUGUUGCUCAGGCUAUCCGCAGACAGCCAUUGACUGUGUACGGUGAUGGUAAACAAACACGAAGCUUCCAAUAUGUCUCUGAUUUGGUCAAUGGACUGGUGGCAUUGAUGGACGGUGAACAUGUGGGGCCUUUCAACCUGGGUAAUCCAGGGGAGUUCACCAUGCUAGAGCUUGCUGAGGUUGUCAAAGAAACAAUUGAUUCAAGUGCGACAAUAGAAUUCAGACCAAAUACUGCUGAUGAUCCGCAUAAGAGGAAACCUGACAUUAGCAAAGCAAAGGAGCUAUUGAACUGGGAGCCAAAAGUGUCCUUGAGGGAGGGACUGCCUCUUAUGGUGAGCGAUUUCCAGAAUCGCAUUUUAAACGAAGACGAAGGAAAGGCCAUUAAUUAAGAAUGCGGAGAACCAGUAUGUAUAGUGUGAAGAAUGACUGUAUCUUAUCGAUUCGUUUAUUAUUGUCGUCCUUUUACAUUA
Prunus avium (sweet cherry) is the source of this 1073-nucleotide messenger RNA. Lineage: Eukaryota; Viridiplantae; Streptophyta; Magnoliopsida; Rosales; Rosaceae. The record is from RefSeq and is a predicted model, not a curated record.